Messenger RNA from Solea solea (common sole), 1725 nucleotides. It is a transcript of the gene ube2g2, whose product is annotated as ubiquitin-conjugating enzyme E2G 2 (UBC7 homolog, yeast). Lineage: Eukaryota; Metazoa; Chordata; Actinopteri; Pleuronectiformes; Soleidae. The transcript is spliced from 6 exons. The coding region runs from base 117 to 614 and encodes 165 amino acids. The record is from RefSeq and is a predicted model, not a curated record. Gene Ontology annotation, cellular component: endoplasmic reticulum; cytosol.
GUAGAAGAAGAAGAGGAAAGUGUGCGCAUGCGCAGAUAGUUGGGCUGUGGCGACGCUGGAGGAGAAACAUUCACAGCACAAUUACUUUGAUUUGUCUUCGUCUCCCGUGGAAGACGAUGGCUGGGACCGCGCUCAAGAGACUCAUGGCCGAGUAUAAACAGCUGACCCUGAACCCACCUGAGGGGAUUGUUGCAGGUCCAGCCAAUGAGGAGAAUUUCUUUGAGUGGGAGGCGCUUAUCAUGGGGCCUCAGGACACCUGCUUUGAAGGAGGCGUGUUUCCAGCCGUCCUCAGUUUCCCCUCAGAUUAUCCACUCAGUCCUCCCAAGAUGAGGUUCACCUGCGACAUGUUUCACCCCAACAUCUAUCCAGAUGGUCGAGUGUGUAUCUCCAUCCUUCACGCUCCAGGUGAUGACCCUAUGGGCUAUGAGAGCAGUGCAGAGAGAUGGAGUCCAGUCCAGAGUGUAGAGAAGAUCCUUCUGUCUGUGGUUAGCAUGUUAGCAGAGCCUAACGAUGAGAGCGGUGCAAACGUUGAUGCGUCUAAAAUGUGGCGCGAGGACCGAGAGCAGUUUUACAAACUCGCCCAGAAAAUCGUUCGCAAGUCGCUGGGUCUGUAGAGAGGAUGAUGAUGUCAUCACUCCUGAGCAGUGACAUCAUCGCCCUGAGACACUGAUGUCAUCAGAGCACCUGUCCUUUCCCGCCUGCAGUAACACACAGCUUCCUCCUCGUCACCGUGGAAACACACAUACACACAAACACACACACACACACACACAGAGUGCUGCUGACAUGGACAGAUCACAUGUGAGUAAUAUGCAAAUCAUGUGUCAUGUGAUCAUCACACUGACACCAGCUGAGCAUCAGUGGAGUCUGGACCCGUCAUGUGACCUCUCGUCGUCAUGUGACCUGUCGUCGUCGUGUGACCCCUCGUCGUCAUGUGACCUGUCGUCGUCAUGUGACCUCUCGUCGUCAUGUGACCUGUCUGCACAGAGAUGGACAGAUUGAAAUGUGUAGAACCAGGAGAGAGACUGUGACAUGACGUCGCCCCCUGGUGUUGUGGUCAGUCAGGUGUUGUAAUCUGAGGUUCAGUCCACAUGCUUUCAAACACAUCGCUGUUGCUAUGGUUACGCCUGUUGUCCACUCUGUUCUCACUGUCUCCCACUUUAUUUUGAAAACUGUGGUUGUGAGAAAUAAAAACAGAAUUUUAUUUUGAAAACUGGGGUUGUGACAAAUACAAACAGUAACUUUUAUUUUGAAAACUGGGGGGUUCUAAUUUAGUGUUUUAUUUUGAAAAUUAGGGCUGAGACAACCAGAAACUCAGACUUUUAUUUUAAAAAACUGGGGUUGUGACAGAUGGGGACUUUUAUUUUGAAAACUGGGGUUGUGACAAACUAGGACUUUUAUUUUGAAAACUGCAGGGUUGUUACAGACGGACUUUUAUUUUUGAAAACUGCGGGGUUACGACAAACUGGGACUUUUAUUUUGAAAAGUGGGCGUUGAUUGUCAUUGAUUUAUUUUCUGAUCUUAUUUUUCCCGUUUUUCGUCUCAAACGUACGAUCUCGAUCAUUUCUCUGCGGGACUUUUUACGCACUUUAUCUCUUUGAUCUCUAAACAACGCUCAUCUGUGGGGAGGGCGGCGCUCGGCCGAGCGGGCGGAGCUUGACUUUAUCAUGUGUCUUAAAGAUGGUGAAGUUGUUUAAUUUAUGUUAUUAAAUAAAUAAAUAAAUA